AUGUUUGGUCGAACGUUUGGUUUUGAGAACUCUACUUUACAGUACUUGGACGGCGCCAAAAUCGCCCAACUCUGCGUUUACCUGGAAUGUCUGCACGACGCAGGACGUGAGAACAGCCACCACACGAGUAUUUUGCUCAACGCAUACGCGCGCCAAGGCCAAAAGAAGAAAAUGAUUGAGUUUAUCGAAAGGCUGACCGCGUCGCGAAAGCAGUUCGACAUGCGGCCCAUCUUCAAUGUAUAUUAACCGGAAAAUUUCCGACUUUUGCUCACUUUUGCCGAUGAGCAGAUUUUGUGCGAAUGCAAGUUCUUGCCGGAGGCGAGUCUUUUGGCGACGAAACUCGGAAUGCACGACGAGGCGCUCGCCACGAUCAUCGACCACAUGCAUCGCUACUCGAUGGCCGUCAAGCUCAUUGCCAAAAGACCUACGGAAGAGGUGUGAAGCUGAAGAGUUUCCAUUUGUUCCCUUUCUCCAGGCUAUCCGACAUCUGGAAAAGUAUGGCCGGAUUCUUCUCGAAAAAUGUCGAGACGAGACGAUGAGUCUUUUGUUGGACUGCAUCGCUCGCUCUUCGGAAGGUGAAAUUUUUGCGUUGGACUUUUUUUUUUCAACAUUUUGUACGUUUUCAGUUUGAAAAGAAAUUCUCAAAUUUACAGACAAGCUGGAUAUCAAACGACUUGUUGACAUUUUCAUCGGCGACUCGGAUAGCGGAGAAGCUUUCAUCGAAUACGCAGUUCAAAAAGUUUCCCCUUCUCAAAUGAGCCCAUUUGAUGAAAGAUUUCAGUCGACCGGACAAGUCAAGGAAGAACUCGUGAAUAUGCUGCUAGAGAUUCGUCUGCGCGCCUGUUCCAACGAUAAACAAGUGAGUCCGACUUAUCAGCGAAAAUCGUUGGGUGCAGCUGGCGAAACGAGCCGAUGAACUGAUAAUGCCGCUGAUCUCGAAAAGCAACGAACAACACGCCUUGAACCUCGCCCAGACCUUUGACUGCCAGCCCGUCAUCGAGUUUGUCCUCAAAUCUUCCCACAGGUCUCUUCCAGGCUUGUUUAUCCAUGUCAACAGACAUUCAGAAACAAAGAACUUUUGACCUACUACAUGAAAAACAACAAUCUCAAGGCAAUCACCGCCCUUUGCCAAGAAAUCAAGUGAGCCCGCUAGCCGACUUUUUCGAAUCCUUGAGGUUUCAGCAAGCCUCAAACUUGGAUCGACGCACUUUCCUUUGUCGCGAAAUCGGAGCAAGUGGAAGACGAAGCCCUCGUUUUGAUUCUUCUGGAUGCGUCAGUUGCCAAGUUAUUGUUCAUUCAAAGUUUAGUCUUUCAGCCUGGAAAAGUGUCAAGCGGUCCAUCCUUUGGUCGUUCUCGACGUUCUGUCCAAAAGCAACACUCUCACAAUCUCCGCGGUCAAAAGCUAUGUAAUCAAUUGGCUCACGAAACAGGAGAAUAAGGCGCGAACUGAGCUUCUCGUUUUCUAUUUGAGGAAAAGUGUUUCAGAUGGAUGAAGAUAGGAAAAGGGUGCAAGAGAACGAAAAGCGGAUGAAGGAACUCGACUCGCAGAUCGAGUCGUUAAAGUUCAAGUGA
Caenorhabditis auriculariae is the source of this 1572-nucleotide messenger RNA. NCBI's taxonomy places the organism in Eukaryota, Metazoa, Nematoda, Chromadorea, Rhabditida, Rhabditidae. The record is from the annotation of a GenBank genome assembly.